AUGGAACAUAUCAAGAAUGUUGAUCGACAGCAGAGCAGUGUGACUCAGGCUGUGUCGGCUGUGUCGACUCCACUUACUGACACUUCGUCUCUAUCAGAGCUUCCAGAAACCCCCUCUUCGGGUGUGGGCAGUGUGAGCUUUGAUGGCCCAGGUGUUGCAGACGUGGAUGAAGACUCUGCAGGCGAGUACCGAAGCGACAACAACAACAACAACACAUACGAUGACCAGAAAGAGGCCGAACACAAUCUGAAGCAUAUUAAAAUCACAUGCGCAAAAGGUCGCCUUGGAGGCACUAUCAGUGACAACGUAUAUGCUUGUCCACGCUGCAAAUCUCAUAUGUCUAAGAAGUAUUCUACAGAGCGUCACAUCAAAGACUCCUGCUGGAAAGUCUGCGACGAGUGCUGCGAAUCCAACAAUGCUACGUGCGACGCUUUCUACGUCAAAGGCGCAUGCAAACGUUGUGUGAAGCAGGGAUUGAAUUGCACCAAACAUACAGAACCAGUGUCAGAUUGUGUUCCUGAAUUGCUUACAGGUGUACAUCCGCAGCCAUACAAGUCAACUCCAAGGGCUACCCGUGCCGGUACAACUUCGAAGCAAGAUAGAGGCAAACGCAAAGCCCCCCAGUCGCCAAGCGCUAGCCCAAACUCCAAACCUGUCGUCAAACGUGCAGCAGCUGCUGCUGACAGGGAAGAGAGGCGAGCAAUCUUCGGUCCGGAUGAUAACGCCCUACGUCCAGAUCCAUUGGACAAGUCGCAGUUCACUGCAGACGAGAAUCUCCAGGAACGGAAACGUGCUGAGGAGAAGGUUUCGGUAACUAACAAUCAUGUUCAGAAUGAUCAAGAUUUACGAUAUUACGUUCCAACCGCACCGCCAUCUCGACAAACAAUCAUGCCCCAGCGCAGGCAACAAGGUCAAGGACUGUCACAGUCGUCAUUGCCUUCGGGCAUGCUACGCUUGACGCCCGGUCAGCAACACGAUGGUCGCGAUGUCGUGACUGUCGAUGAAGCUCUACGUCGUUGGCCACGAACACACAAUAGUGCCGGUCGUAUGUUUUAUAUCGUGGAUGGGAAUGGAGAGGUCCUGAAUCAGUCCAUGAUUGAGGGUAACGAGCUCCUCCAGAACGUACACCGUCAACAAGCACGUAUUGAGGUAUGGGCAGCUCGGUAUGAUGACGCAUUUCGUGUAAACCAGGUGCCUCCACCAGUUGAUCCAGUAUUCCCACAACAGAACGCUCGUCGCACUAGUUUCAACGAGGCACAUCCCCCAGUGUCUCGCCUGAACCGCUUCCGCCCUGCCCAAUCGGCCAACUUCAAGAUCUAUGAAGAUGCUGCUCGUCGAAAGCUGCAAUCAAAAGACUUUGUUGCCAGUGCGCCAGGAUCUCGUAUGCCGUCUCGUCAGUCAUCGCCUCAACCAUCCCCACAUCUAGGCGCGCCGGCACGUCUGCCGUCAUCUGAGCAGUCUCGAGGAAUGAAUCUGGUGUCUCAGACUACGGAGGGACACGUUGGUCGGGAGAUCACUCGGCCCAUCUCCCUGCAACUCUCGACGCCUAUGAUAGCUGACGAGAACGAUCCCGUUCUAAGGCUUCGCAUCCACAGCAACACGUACGAUAUCAACAACACCCCCAUCUUCUCCAUCCUCACGAUUCGCGCAUCACGAAAGUUCGGCCCUCAUCUAGACGCCUAUUGUCGACAGCGAAACAAACAGUACGGGGUAGAUUGGGCGUUCAUCUACCGAUAUGCUCUGUGUGGGCCUCGGGAUGCGAAACGCGAACGUUAUAUCAACAUUGACUACGACAUGACUCCAAACGACGUCCAAGACACCGAGCGCCCCGAAAUCAAACUCCGUGACAUGGACACCCUCGUGGUCAUGAAAGCAAAGUCCCGCAUGGUAGUCAUGUUCGAGAGUAGUCAUGAUGGAAUAGAGAUUCCACAAUCGCCUAUCGGCUCACAAGUCUCUGAAGAACAAGUCGAUAUCAUCAACGGAGAGACUUCGGUCUAUCAGAACGCUGGCACCAUCGCAAACUGGCACCGCCUUGUUGAUACUAAGAUGGUGGAGUUACGUGGUAAGAUUAUCGGCCUCAGUCAGGAAAAUCAGCUUCAGAAGACAAUUAUAGCGCAGCAAACCGAGAUGCUCCAUGAUUUGGUCAAGCGCAACAAUGAUCUGAUACAGGGUAACUAUGGCCGUGUUACUCGCCGUGUUGGACACGUUCUCCCUUCUACUGCUCAACGCACUGCUAGUCUCGGUACUGUCUCUCAACGUGGUCCAGCAGUCCAGCAUAGCCCUUUUCUAGAUCGCCUAGAAGCUGUUCGCCAACCUACCGAGCAUAUCACAUCGAAGAAACCAAACCAGCAAUACCGCUUCCCAACAUCUGCUCAUGGAAUGCAAGGUCGUUAUCCUAUGUAUCAUAGUGGCACACUCAAGACAUCACCAGAUCUCCAGGAAAGCGGUGUACCUAAGAUGCGUCCUGCGCAGUUUGCUGCUCAUGGUUCAACUCCUCUACUUCAAGGCCCCAACGGCGGCGACGAUGGCUGGAACAUGGACAAAGCUACAUGA
This is a messenger RNA of Alternaria arborescens, 2553 nucleotides long. RefSeq lists its product as hypothetical. The transcript has 4 exons. The coding region runs from base 1 to 2553 and encodes 850 amino acids. The record is from RefSeq and is a predicted model, not a curated record. Lineage: Eukaryota; Fungi; Ascomycota; Dothideomycetes; Pleosporales; Pleosporaceae.